UAAAAGUCCAAAGUCCUGUAAAGUCAAAAAUCUUCCUUUCUACAUUUGCGCCAACCUCAAAUAACAUUUUCUCGUUACCGCUUUCCUUCAUCUCCGGGCGAGAAAAUCGUUCGGAAUCGAGCCAUUCUUUUCCCUCCAUCCAAACUGUCAAGCUGGCACUUUAAUCGUUAGCCAACCACAGUAUCUGAACUUUCUCUUCGCUGUUUUGUUUAUUUCUUUCAAAUUUCAAUUUUUUUGUCUAUUUCUGUAAAACUAUAGCGUCAUGUUUUCUGAUUGUUUCUAUGGGAAGAAUACACUCAGGUGUUUCUAAACCUCAAAGGUCCAAAAGUUUCUCUCGUUCUUGGAAUCUGAUAGUUUCGUUCUUGUUUCUCUUUUGACGUUUUCUUUGUCUUGGUGACGAUUUGUUUUGCUUACCUUAGAGUAGAAACCAUUCUUUGUGCGGAGUAGCUUCUUCGAGGUUCUUGUAAUAAAGGGUUGUGGUUUUCGAUGUCUUUUGAGAGUGAGAUUUUGGGAAGUCGUUUGCUUUUAAGGUUAAAAAAUGGCUGAAGGGUCAGAACUUCGGUUAGUUCGUUGCCCAAAGUGUGACAAUCUCCUACAAGUGCGGUGGUUGUGGUGCUCUUCUCCGAGCAAAGAGGAAAGGCAAAGUGGCUAUAAAUGAUGGGCAAUUAGAGAAGCUUGAAAAAGAGACUUCGCCAAAGAAAGAAGAGGGUAGUGAUUUAGGUGUUGCAUCCGAGGCUGAGAUGGAGAGUGACGGGGUCUUUCUUGAUAGGAUAAAAGAGUGAGUCUUUAGAGGAAGAACUGCCAAUUUGAUCGGUAGUUCUUUAUUCGGGAUAGAAACCAAAGAAACUUCAAUUGAUAGUAGCUUUGGAACUGCGAAGGAACAAAUUGUGGGUUAUGAAGGUGGUGCAGAGAAGGAAAUUGGUUCUGGGGAUAAAUAUAGGCUCCGGCUACCAUUGAAGCACCCAAUUGGGAAUUGGGUUGGCUGGGAUGAUAAUGAAAUGAACAUGAAUAGAUCUGAGUGUGUUAAUUCAAGUAGAGAAAAAGAUGUUGCCGAGAUUUCAGCCCAAUUUAAGAGUUCUGCAGGGUCUUUGAGGUCAAGGGCAAUUGUGGGCAAUUGGGGUUUGGAUAGAGAUGGCCGAGAGGGAACUUAUGCAAACCUCAGAAUGGCUGAUGAUCAAAACAGAUUUUUGACUUCUGCUUGUCCUGUUGAGGGACCUUCAAAUUAUUGCUUGAGUCCUUCCUCUUAUGAAUCUGGUAAACUGGUGAAGAAUUUUGAUGACCUGGAUGGGUCUAACAGAUUUGUACGUUUAGAGCAGAAUCGGGUUGAGUUGCUUAGGAAGCUGGAUGAUUUAAAGGAACAAAUCUGCAGAAGUGGUUCUGCAGCAGAGAAAGAAAGGGAAGGGGACUUUGGUGCUUACUGCGAUUGUGUUACUUACAAUGUUCUAAUGAAACCUUUAGCUCCAGAUAAGCAAUUCCGUAGAAACCCCUAUUGUCGUGAUAUAGAUAUGCACAACUUUUGUUUUCCUCCAAAUCAUGUUGCAAAUGAAUUCCCAAUCUAUGAGGAUCCCAUUCAACUACAAUUACCCAGGGUAAAUUCCCAUCAACCACUUGGUCAAUACUGGCAGCAACCUCCUGGUGACUACUUGCCAGGGACAUACAAAGACUUCAACCAAGAACAGCAGCUCGUAUCUUAUCCUUGUGGAACGUUGUAUCAAGAUCCUGCUUGUGCAUGUUUUCACUGUUACUACAAUAAUUGGCAUGUUCCUUCACGAGUCCCAACCACUGUUUUUGGCAAUAAAAAGUUUAUGAAGGACCCAGCUGAUUCCCACUUCAACUGCCACGUUAAUCCUAUUACAUUUGGGUCAAAGAAACGCAAUCCUCAAGCCAAUCCUCGCACAUUUCAUGCACAAGAUCCACAGUCACAUGGUAGUUGGCCAAGUGACAUCAAUUCAGAUGUGAAUGUCUUUCAUCAGAGUCGUCCAAGGAGGUUGGUGGUAGCCCAGGGUAAUGUGCGUCUUUGCCAUCCUAUUGCUGGUGGUGCCCCAUUUAUAACGUGCUACAGUUGCUUUAACUUACUGAAACUGCCAAGAAAACUUAAAGUGAGGGAGAAGAAUCUGCAGAAACUGCGAUGUGGUGCCUGCUUAACAGUAUUCUUGUUUGAAAUUAAAAACAAGCAGCUAAUUAUUUCUAUUCCCACUGAAAACAAGCAAAUAUUGACCGGAGCAACUGAUGGCUCUUCUGAGGUCUCAAAAGAAGUCCUCUCAAGUCCUAAUGGUGGUUUUAAUGCCGAAGGAAUGGAUUGCUCAGCAAGUGUUGAAAAUCCUGCUCAUGACUUCCAGUCAUCAGAUUUCAAAAGAAAUAUUAGAUCAGAAGUCCAGAGGCUAAACUUAACUGAAUUUGAGAAAGGGCAGCACCUUACUUCUCUAGCUUCUGUUUCUUCAGAGGAUGAGGAGCCCCAGGAUAGUAUGAUUGUUCAGAGAGAUGUUUCCUACUUUCCUGAGCAUCCCACAAAAGAAAAUGCAUCUCCAAAUUUUCCAGCUUUACCUUUGUCAGAGCAUUUGGAUGAUGUUUUAUCUAAUAAGGAAGAGAACAUAUAUGGGGAAGGAAACAAGAGUAAUAGAACAGACCAAAAGAAGGCUAAACUUGAUAAGAGUACUCCUCAGCAGAACUCUGUGAAAGAUGCAUCAGAAACUGAAGUGGAAGUUUCUUUUAAUGAAUACACGAAUACUAGUUUAUCUCAAUACUCUGAGGAGAUAAGAGAAGAAAAAGAUCAGUCCACGCCCUCUAGAAUCAACAAGGUAAGCGAAUCAGUCCCGCUGGGUCUUCUUAAGAAGCAAUCUAGAUCUAAUCACCAAAUGGAGGGUGAAAAAUAUAAUAUUUCUGUUAAUGGGCAACCUAUUCCAGAAAGUAUGGUGAAAAAGGCUGAAAAGCUAGCUGGGCCGAUUCAUCCUGGAGAUUACUGGUAUGAUUUUCAAGCAGGAUUUUGGGGCGUAAUGGGACAACCUUGCGUUGGCAUAAUCCCUCCUUUUAUUAAAGAGUUUGAUUAUCCCAUGCCAGAAAAUUGUGCUGCUGGAAACACCAGUGUCUUUGUCAAUGGGAGAGAGCUUCAUCAGAAAGAUUUAGAUCUACUUGCCAGUAGAGGACUACCAACCACAAAGGAUAAGUUCUAUACUGUUUCAAUUUCAGGAGAAGUUCUUGACCAGGAAUCCGGCAUGGAGCUAAAAAGCCUUGGUAAACUUGCCCCUACAGUCCAGAAGCAGAAACGAGGAUUUGGGAUGAAGGUUCCAAGAAGAAAGCUUACGUGAUGAGUAACUUUCUGGGUUUAAUAAUUAUGUUCAGCUGUAAAUAUUGAGGCAAUCACUGCUUGUAUUAUUUGCUUCUGUAAAUAUUGAGACAAUCACAGCAUAUGCUAUGUCAAAUUCUUGAUAUGUAUGCUUACUUGUACUGAUAUGAUAAUUUUUGACCUCAAAUACAGAUUAGUUUGUGCAGUUUAGUUA
Messenger RNA from Hevea brasiliensis (rubber tree), 3497 nucleotides. RefSeq lists its product as uncharacterized. The transcript has 5 exons. Lineage: Eukaryota; Viridiplantae; Streptophyta; Magnoliopsida; Malpighiales; Euphorbiaceae. The record is from RefSeq and is a predicted model, not a curated record. Gene Ontology annotation, biological process: regulation of defense response to fungus. Bases 999 to 3305 code for a protein of 768 amino acids.